AUGAAUAACGAUGAUGGAAAUGGUUCAAAUAAUAAUACAAGUAAUUCACCUGGUAGUGAAGGGGCGAGUUGUGGAACAUGCCGUAGACCUGAUACCAAUCGAAUGGUGCAGUGUGACCAAUGCGAUGUUUGGUAUCACUAUGAGUGCGCUGGCGUAGAUGAAAGUGUGGCAAAUCGGGAUUGGAUUUGUGUAAAGUGUGAGAGGAAGUCUUUGCUGAAGGAAAGGGUUUCUUUAAUCGGUGAACGCGAUGAACUCCGUAAACAGCAGAAGCGGUGGCAACAAGAUCUACAACAACAGAAGCGGUUAGAAAAACAGCAGCAGCAGCAGUUAGAAACGCAACAGCAGAUGUUGGAUCAUUUUGAGCAGCUUCAGUUGCAGUGGCCCAUGUCGCAGCCGUAUAGUAGGCAGUCGGAAGUUUUAGCACCUAGCAUUGGUAAAGAGAAUUCUUCAACAGAUCUUCCCGGGAGAAAUACAGGAACUAUCCCAAAGGAUGUGACGUUUUGCCGUAGUGGAAACUUGCGUGUAGAGGAACAACAUGAGCCAUCGGGCAAUCGGUCGAUUGAUCCGAAUGGAUCGUUGAACAGAACUAAGAAAGCGGGUUCGAAAAGCUCUAGACGAUCAGAAAAGGCGAAGGAGAUGCAGCUGAGAGCUUUAGAAGCCAGACAGGAACUGGAAAAGAGGCAGCUUGAGGAACGUCUAGCCUUAGAGCAGGAAUUGUUGGAAUCCAGCGAUAGCGAAGUAGAAACGGUGAUGAGUAAUAAGCAGCUCGAAGAUUGGUUAGAUGAAACUGUUAGGGUUGAGGGAGAUUACAUGAAUGAGAUACAGAUGAAUGAAACUCCGUUACCGAAAUACACAGUAAACCCGCAGAUGAUUGCUAAACCCGGAAUGCUGCGAACUCAACACACCUCAACGCCACGAGUGGCUAAUUCAUGUUUGAGAGAGAAUACUGAAAAGUCUGUAACCUUAAAUAAAAAUCACCUAGCGGCACGACAGACUGUGAAGGAUCUUCCUAAGUUCGGUGGUGAUCCCGAAGAUUGGCCCAGAUUCAUUGCUGCGUUUGAACGAUCAUCUAGAAUGUGUGCAUUCGGAAACGAUGAACUCCUCGACCGACUGGAAAGAUGUCUUUACGAUAGGGCACUCAACGCUGUGAAAUGUUUACUUUUACAUCCUGAUAAUGUACCGACCAUAAUUAAUCGCUUACAAACAUUGUUUGGAAAUCCAGAUUCAAUUAUCGAGACAAUGAUAAGGCGAGUAAGAACGCUGCCACCCCCCAAAGCGGAAAGAAUGGAGACGAUUAUAGAUUUCGGUAUCGCAGUGCAGAAUCUUUGCGCAACAAUCCAAGCGUGUCGAAUGAAUGAACGCUUAUAUAAUGCCACGUUGAUACAAGAAUUGGUUGAGGUUCUUCCCUACCCGUUGAAGGACAAAUGGGCGAGACAUAUGUACAAGACAGGCGCUAGCUCUUUGCUCGAUUUCAACGAUUGGAUCGAAAAAAUUGUUGACGCUUAUAGUCUGGUGACGAGACCUCAAGCGUGGGCCAAAUCUUCAGUAAAGACAAAAAAGGAUGAAGCCUUUCUCCAUGUUCACACCGAAUCCUCUAUUGAAGUAGUUAGUGGAAAAUGCUUUGCAUGCGCUGGAGAAUGCGCUGGUCUGGACGUGUGUCCUCGCUUUAAUGCUAUGACAACUACAUCCCGUUGGUCUCUUGUGAAUGAUAAGAAAAUUUGUCGCAAAUGUCUCAAAAAGCACUUUAAGGCCUGUACUACCAGGGUUCAAUGCAACAAAGACGGCUGUCAGUACCUUCAUCACUGGCUUUUGCAUGACGUAAAAAAGCAUAAAGCUAACAUCCAAAAACUUCCCCAAACCUCAUCGUGCAACGCUCACCAUGGUUCCCGUGAAGCUAUUUUAUUGAAAUAUGUUCCAGUUACCGUUUAUGGAAAAUACAAAUCUGUUACGACAUAUGCCUUUCUUGACGCAGGAUCUACCUGCACGUUGAUGGAGCAUAGUUUGUGGAACGAGCUGAACUUAGAAGGAAAACGUCAUCCGCUCUGCAUUAGUUGGACGGCAGGACAAGGCAGAUAUGAAGGUGACUCUGUGAAGUUUUCCGUUGAUAUAAGCAGUACUUCGAACCAGAAAAAUAAGUUCAAACUUUCGAAUGUACAUACAGUUCGUAGCUUGGAUCUUCCGUCUCAGAGUUUGUGCCUUUCUGAGUUAGCGAAUCACUUCCAUCAUCUGUCUGAGAUACCGGUAGAGUCGUAUGUUGAUGCUAAGCCAAGGAUUUUGCUAGGAAUGGAUAACAUUCGCCUGGAGUACCCAUUCGAUUCGAAGGAGGGUGCCGAGAAUCAACCAACUGCAGUUCUGACUCGCCUAGGAUGGAUUAUUUAUGGACCGUGUUCCGUACCGGAAACGGCAAUCUCCGAAGAAAAUGAGCAAGCGUUUAGCUAUCAUAUUUGCCAAUGCGAAACUCUAAAUUCAGCCAUAAGAGACUAUUUUUCAUUCGAUAGCCUGGGUAUCUCGACAAAUAUGAAUCGACUGUCAUCAGAUGAUUCACGAGCAUUAGAUCUGUUAAGGUCUAAUACUGUGUAUAGAAAGGGGAGGUUUGAAACCUGUUUGCUCUGGCGAUAUGAUGAUAUAACACUUCCAGACAGCAAAGCAAUGGCUUUAAAACGACAUCUUUGUUUGGAAAAACGCAUGAUAAGAGAACCAAAGAUGGCUAAAGAACUACAGCAGAAGCUCUUCGAGUACGAAGUCAAAGGUUACAUUCGCAAACUUUCAGCACAAGAAGAAAGAGAACAUCAAGGCCGUCAAUGGUAUCUACCUAUUUUUCCUGUCUUUAACCCUAAUAAACCUGGAAAAUUGCGUAUUGUUUGGGACGCGGCAUCAAAAAGUCGAGGUGUCUCCUUGAAUUCAUUCUUACUUAAAGGACCGGACCAACUUGUUGCUUUGCCCCAUGUUCUUCAAAGAUUUAGAGAGUACCGUGUAGCCGUUUCGGGUGACAUUCGUGAAAUGUUCCACCAAGUUAACAUGAACGAACUGGACCAACAUUGUCAGCGGUUUUUAUGGAAUGAUGGUGUCAUCGGGAAGGCGCCAACUGUGUAUAUUAUGCGGGUGAUGACAUUCGGUGCAAGCUGCUCACCAAGCAGUGCACAGUAUGUCAAAAAUUCGAAUGCGGAACGAUUUGUCACCAAGUAUCCGAAAGCAGUUUACGCGAUUCGCUCUGGGACGUACGUGGAUGAUAUGCUUAUCAGCGUCGAAACAGACAGAGAAGCAAUUCAACUAGUUAAGGAUGUUCGAAUGAUACACUCGGAAGGAGGAUUUGAAAUUCGGGGUUGGCUAUCUAAUUCUACACAAGUGUUAAGAGCUUUAGGGGAGAAGUCAACAGUUCAUAAGGAUUUGAACGUAGACAACGAAUUAGGUUCAGAAAAAGUAUUGGGAAUGUGGUGGAAUACGGCUGAAGAUAUAUUUACAUUCAAAGUACCACGUAGAUGCAACCAAGAAAUACUGUCCGGCAACGAAACACCUACAAAGAGGGAAGUUCUUCGAGUCCUUAUGCUCAUAUAUGACCCCCUAGGAAUGCUCUCCAACUUUUUGAUGUAUUUAAAGGUUUUAUUGCAAGAGAUAUGGCGCUCUGGAGUCGGUUGGGACGAACCAAUCCACGAUGAACAACUUUCGAAGUGGCGUACAUGGCUUAAUGUCUUGAAGCAAGUAGAAACUGUUUCAGUCCCUCGAUGUUAUCGAAGACUUACUUCAGCAAAUCCCAGUACAAAGGUUCAGUUACACGUCUUUGUGGAUGCAAGCGAGAAUGGAUAUGCAGCAGUUGCAUAUUUUCGGUAUGAAGAAUGUAACCAAAUAGAAUGUGCCUUCGUCACUUCGAAAACACGUGUUGCUCCCUUACGGUAUGUUUCCAUUCCACGCUUAGAACUCCAAGCCGCCGUCAUUGGUGUACGAUUAGCAAACGAUAUUGGAGAAAGUCAUCGUAUAAACUUGGCUCAAAGAUUUUUUUGGACCGAUUCGAGGGACGUGCUGUGUUGGAUACGCGCAGACCACAGAAAAUAUAGUAAAUUUGUAGCCGCAAGGGUUGGAGAAAUUUUGGAAGGCUCUGAAAUCGCAGAAUGGAAUUGGAUUGAGUCCUCCGAGAAUGUGGCUGACGAAGGAACCAAAUGGCAAAAAAUCCCGGACUUUUCUACAUCCAACAGGUGGUUCAGUGGCCCGAAAUUUAUUCGUCAGGAACAAACGUUGUGGCCGUCACAGCCACCCUACUCCAGGAACACUGCAACUGAGCUUCAGAAGUUUAUUAACAUUCACAUCAUUCAACAACCACCCUUUGAUGUGACAACAUUCUCUAAAUGGUGGAAGCUUGUACGCGUGAUAUCGUUUGUAAUACGAUAUCUACAAAACCUUAGAGCUACGAUACAAGAAACAAAACUAUCUACUGGAGUUCUUACACAGAGCGAAUUGCAAGCUGCCGAGAUUUGUAUCUUGCGUCAAGCGCAGAAAGAUGCGUAUGCUGAAGAAAUUUCGUUGCUGUCUUCAUCUGAUAAAAAUAUCACCCUUCCAAAAAGAAGCCCUCUCUAUAAAGUUUCCCCGUUCCUCGACGCAAACGGCGUCUUGCGUAUGCGCGGGCGUAUUGGAGCCUGUAUGUUUGUUGAUUUGAACACUGCUCAUCCUAUACUUCUGCCAAAAGAACAUCACGUCACAAUGCUGAUCGUACAGUAUAUGCAUGAGCGUUACCAUCAUAUUAAUAAUGAAACUGUUAUUAACGAAUUACGCCAGCAAUAUCAAAUUCCAAUGCUUCGAAGAGUUUGUGACCGAGUUCGCCGGAAAUGUCAAGCCUGCAAAAUUGUCAAGGCAAAUCCUCAACCUCCACUCAUGGCUGACCUACCAUUCGCCAGGCUCGCUGCGUAUUGUAGACCCUUUUCCUACGUUGGGGUAGAUUAUUUUGGGCCGUUGAAUGUAGUUGUUGGAAGACGCGUCGAGAAAAGAUGGGGAGUUCUCUUAACUUGUUUGGUGGUGAGAGCUGUCCACAUCGAAAUUGCGCAUUCGCUAAACACCAGCUCUUGCAUUAUGGCCUUACACAACUUUAUAGCCAGACGUGGAAAGCCGUUGGAGAUCUUUAGCGACCGCGGUACGAAUUUUGUUGGUGCGAAUAGAGAGCUGAAACAAGCAUUACGUGACAUGGAUCAAGACAAACUGAUGGAAGAAUUCAUAUCAACAGAACUUAAAUGGUCAUUUUUACCGCCAAGUAGCCCACACAUGGGUGGGAGUUGGGAACGAUUGGUUCAAUCGGUGAAGAAGACUCUCAGCAAUAUGAAGCUCCCUAGACUUCCCACGGACGAAGUACUACGAAACGCACUUCUCGAGAUAGAAAAUAUUAUCAACUCACGACCCCUCACUUACCUACCGGUGGAAAAUUCCGAUACCGAAGCUCUAACUCCGAACCAUUUCCUGCUGGGAUCUUCCAGUGGAGUGAAGCCUGCAGUUCCAUACGACGAUAAAUCUAACACUUUGAGAAAUACUUGGAAGACCUCUCAAGUAUACGCAAAUUAUUUUUGGAAAAGAUGGCUACAAGAAUACCUUCCCACAAUAACCCGCCGUACGAAGUGGCACUAUAAUGUGAAACCCAUCGAGGUAGACGACAUCGUAGUCAUCGUAGACAACGACCUUCCAAGGAAUUUGUGGCCGAAAGGAAUUGUCAUCAGCACAACGAAAAGCCGCGACGGACAAGUUCGUAGCGCAACGGUGAGAACAGCAUGUAACACCUACGAGCGACCAGCAGUGAAGUUAGCAGUACUAGACGUCGGCGCAACGAGUAGUAAGCAGCGUGAUUAA
Molecule: messenger RNA, 5823 nt
Organism: Uranotaenia lowii
Lineage: Eukaryota; Metazoa; Arthropoda; Insecta; Diptera; Culicidae
Exons: 1
Coding region: 1-5823 (1940 amino acids)
Biological process (GO): DNA integration
Molecular function (GO): nucleic acid binding
Source: RefSeq, a predicted model, not a curated record